ACGAAAUAGAUCUAGAUUCUACAACUUUACAGUUUUCAAAUAUUUUGAGUCAAAUACAUGUUGCGUUCAAUACAAAGCUUGAUUGCAAUAGCCGCUAGAGACUAGAUUUAGAUCAAGAAUCAAGAUCUAAAUACUAAUUAGAUCUAGAUCUAAAUGCCGUGAAGUUUUAAAACUAAUUUAAACUUAGUACUAGAUUCUAGAUCUAGAUGUCUACAAUGACAGAUAAACUAAAUAACAGCCUGUUGGUUAUUAUUAUUGAUACAAAUCCCGUGUGGUGGGGGAAGAAAGGAGUCACUGAUGAGCAGCUGAGCCUGAGCCACUGUGUUGACAGUGUAAUUGUCCUGGCCAACUCCCACCUCAUGUUGACACACAGAAACAAGCUGGCUGUCAUUGCUGCUCACACAGACCACUGUGAAUUCUUGUAUCCCUUACCUGAAUCAUCAAACAAAAGAUUGGUAAAAUUACCUGAUGACGGACAGUACGAGCUCUUCAGUCAAGUUGAAAGUCAACUCAAGUCACAAAUCAAGCAGCUGAUUGCUGCAGAUAAGGAGAAGAUGGACGAGAUGUACGAGCUGAUGGAGGGACCCAGUGACUCACUGCUGGCAGGGGCCAUGUGUAAAGCUCUCUGCUAUAUCCACAGACUUGAGAAAGAGUGUCCUAUUGGAGAAACUUUGUCUGCUCGUAUGCUGGUGAUCAAAGGAUCUGAGGACUGCCCCUCUCAGUACAUGAACUUUAUGAAUGCUGUCUUCACUGCCCAAAAACAGAACAUCGUGAUAGAUGCAUGCAUACUGGAUGCUGAGUCCGGCUUGCUUCAACAGGCAUGUGACAUAACUGGUGGAGUCUACUUAAAAAUUCCGCAGCCAAUGGGCUUGUUACAGUACCUGAUUUGGGUGUUUCUACCUGACCCGAGCACUCGAUCAAAGCUGGCUUUACCUCCCCGUGCCCAAGUGGAUUACAGAGCUGCAUGUUUCUGCCACAGGAAUCUCAUAGACAUCGGCUACGUCUGCUCUGUUUGUCUGUCUAUUUAUUGCACCUUCAGCCCCAUCUGCUCCACCUGUCAGACAACGUUCAAGAUUCUAGGACCACAGAAAAUUUUAAAAAAGAAAAAAAAGAUUUAAGAUUGAUCAUAAUUGUUUGCAUAAUUAAAUCUGUAAAUA
Physella acuta is the source of this 1157-nucleotide messenger RNA. Its product is annotated as general transcription factor IIH subunit 3. NCBI's taxonomy places the organism in Eukaryota, Metazoa, Mollusca, Gastropoda, Physidae. The record is from RefSeq and is a predicted model, not a curated record. Gene Ontology annotation, cellular component: transcription factor TFIIH holo complex; transcription factor TFIIH core complex. Gene Ontology annotation, biological process: nucleotide-excision repair; regulation of DNA-templated transcription.